Molecule: messenger RNA, 489 nt
Organism: Lactuca saligna
Lineage: Eukaryota; Viridiplantae; Streptophyta; Magnoliopsida; Asterales; Asteraceae
Source: the annotation of a GenBank genome assembly
AUGUUGUAUUUGACAUAUAAUCCUAACCAUCAUGAGAGUGACAAUCUUUGUACUGGCAUAACUUCAUAUCCAUUAAUUGAGGAGAAUGGAGAUCAGAUAGAUUAUCCGAUUUCUCCUUCUGAUGAUGCUAUAAAUCACAUGGUCUGUUAUAUAAAUGAAUACAUAAGCAAUGCCAUUUUUCUAAAUAUAGAGAAAAAUUUGGAACCUCCUGAUUCUCCUCAAGUUACUUAUUCACGAGUGGUUGAUGAAGACCUUCUCAUGAUUAUGAAGUAUUUUAGUUUAAGACAAGGACCAUUGAGCUUGAUGGAAAACAAUCAAACUGCAAAUAUGGGACUGCUGGUCAGGAAUGCAUACUGAAUGACUUAAUGAUGUUCUAGCUCUUGUUGACAACAUUGGCAUCAUGCCCAUGAGAACAUUUUCUUUUUUCUUCUGAUGCUGUAAAUGAAUUAAAGGUCGUUGGUCAAAGCUCAUACUUGUAUGAUGUUAAUC